Messenger RNA from Gadus chalcogrammus (walleye pollock), 4916 nucleotides. It is a transcript of the gene adcy2b, whose product is annotated as adenylate cyclase 2b (brain). The transcript is spliced from 26 exons. Gene Ontology annotation, biological process: adenylate cyclase-activating G protein-coupled receptor signaling pathway; cAMP biosynthetic process; intracellular signal transduction. Gene Ontology annotation, molecular function: adenylate cyclase activity. Bases 685 to 4029 code for a protein of 1114 amino acids. Gene Ontology annotation, cellular component: plasma membrane. NCBI's taxonomy places the organism in Eukaryota, Metazoa, Chordata, Actinopteri, Gadiformes, Gadidae. The record is from RefSeq and is a predicted model, not a curated record.
AGCUCCCGCAGAAGAGCAUGGUGCCUUGGAGUGUGGAAGCAAGCAAAGACCUCCAGCUCUCUCUCUCUCUCUCUCUCUUUCUCUCUCUCUCUCCCUUUCCAUCUCACUCUCCAUGUCUCUCUCUCCACAUGCUGAGCGAGAUGAGCGAGGCGGCUGAACGUGGAGAAGUUUAUGAAGAGUGGGAGAAGGAGGUGAAGAAGAGUGGGAGAAGGAGGUGAAGGAGGAGCAGAGUGCCAAAGGAUCUGUGGUUCUUCACUUCUUCUAUAUCUGGCUGCUUCUCUCUAUCGCUCGCUGGCUUUUCUGGUCCUCGUCGGAAACCAAACUCUGAUAAGAGAUCGCAACAGAGGGAGAGAGAGGGUCAAGAGACGGAGACACUGGCCACGGUUACAAACUCCCUUCUCCUCCUGAAAGAGGUGCAGGUGGAGGGAGACUUGCGUGGAGGAAUGAGGAGGAGUGAAGAGGAGCCGCCCGUGGAGGACCCGAGAAGUGUUGGAAGGAAGGAAGGAAGGAAGGAAAGUGUCUAGUCUCUAUAAAAAGACUCCCCCAUCCGACCCCUCAACAGCCUGGAGCUGGGCUGAGAGGUGUGUACUGGGAGACACAUCAGAGAGAGAGAGAGAGAGAGAGAGAGAGAGAGAGAGAGAGAGAGAGAGAGAGAGAGAGAGAGGACCCCCGGUCUAGCUCCUGAUGUGGCAGGAGGCUCUGCGGACGCGCGGACACUACCUGCUGGAGAAGAGCGAUGGCGGGGACCCGUCCGACGGCGGGGGGGAGAGCCCGAGCGGCGUCGGGGGUCCCGUCUGGGCGGAGGAGGAGGGCAGCGGCAGGUGGGACGGCGAGAAGCGGCAGGACUGGCUGUACGAGUCGUACUACCGCAUGAGCCAGCAGCACCCUCUCUUUGUGUUCCUGCUGCUCAUCGUCAUGGGAGCCUGCCUCGCACUGCUCCUCGUCUUCUACUCCUCCGGACUGGACUACAGGGACCACCUGGUGUUCCUGAUCACAGUGCCCACCACACUCCUCCUCUUCCUCUCCAUCUUCAUCCUGGUAUGCAUCGAGUCGGUCUUCAAGAGGAUGCUGCGUCUCUUCUCCCUCCUCAUCUGGGCGUGUCUGGUUACCAUGGGUUACCUCUUCAUGUUCUCCGGCGGGAUACUGUGUCCCUGGGACCAGGUGUCCUUCUUCCUGUUCAUCGUGUUCGUGGUGUACACCAUGCUGCCCUUCUCCAUGCGGGGGGCCGUGAUGGCGAGCAUUCUCACCUGCUCUUCCCACACCGUCACGCUCUGCGUCUGCCUGGCGUCCAGCAUCCAGGACCAGGACUCGCUGCGCUGGCAGAUCCUGGCCAACGUCAUCAUCUUUACGUGUGGGAACCUGGCGGGGGCGUACCACAAACACCUGAUGGACCUGGCCCUGAAGCAGACCUACCAGGACACCUGCAACUGCAUCAAGUCCCCCAUCAAGCUGGAGUUCGAAAAGCACCAGCAGGAGCGGCUGCUGCUGUCCCUGCUCCCGGCGCACAUCGCCCGGGUGAUGAAGGCGGAGAUCAUCCAGAGGCUGGAGGGGCCCAGGUUCGGCCGGGCCGAGAACACCAACAACUUCCACAACCUCUACGUCCAGCGGCACACCAACGUCAGUAUCCUGUACGCAGACAUCGUGGGAUUCACCCGGCUCGCCAGCGACUGCUCUCCGGGCGAACUGGUCCACAUGCUCAACGAACUCUUUGGGAAGUUUGACCAGAUUGCCAAGGAUAACGAGUGCAUGCGUAUCAAGAUCCUGGGGGAUUGCUACUACUGUGUGUCUGGGCUGCCUGAGUCCCUCCCCCACCACGCCAGGAACUGCGUCAAGAUGGGCCUGGACAUGUGUGAGGCUAUAAAGAAGGUCCGAGAUGCCACUGGGGUUGACAUCAACAUGCGUGUGGGCGUGCACUCCGGGAACGUGCUGUGCGGGGUCAUUGGACUACAAAAGUGGCAGUAUGAUGUCUGGUCACAUGACGUCACACUGGCAAAUCAUAUGGAAGCAGGGGGUGUGCCAGGGAGAGUGCAUAUCUCAGAGGUGACCUUGGAGCAUCUGGACGGCUCUUAUAAGGUGGAGCCUGGGGAUGGACCAAUCAGAGACUCCUACCUGAAGGAGCAUGGCGUAGUCACCUACCUGGUGGUCAACCCAAAGACGGACCGCCACAGCCCCAGCCUGGGGGUGCGGUCGCGGCCCUCCCUGGACGGGGGGAAGACGAGGGCGUCUGUCCGGAUGACCCGCUACCUGGAGUCCUGGGGGGCCGCCAAGCCCUUCGCCAACCUCCACCACCGGGGCAGUAUGACCACCGACAGCGGCAAGGUCAAGACCACCGAUGUUCCGAUGGGCCAGUACCACUUCCAAAGACAGGAGAGGUCUAAGUCCCAGAGGAGAAGGUUUGAGGAGGAACUCAAUGAGAGGAUGAUUCGCACCAUCGACGGCAUCAACUCCCAGAAACAGUGGCUGAAGUCAGAGGACAUCCAGAGGAUCUCUCUGUUCUUCCACAACAAGGCCCUAGAGAGCGAGUACAGGUCCACCACGCUGCCGGCCUUCAAGUACUACAUCACCUGCGCCUGCCUCAUCUUCUGCUGCAUCUUCGUAGUGCAGGUCUUGGUCCUGCCCAAAACUGCUGUUCUAGGGAUAUCCUUUGGGCUGGCAUUCCUGCUGUUGGCAUUGAUCCUGGGGAUAUGCUUUGCUGGCCACAUUCGGCAGGGAGCAGGCAAGGCCUCCUUCUCCUGGCUGCCCUCUUCCUCGGCCAUCAUCAUCGCCAACCAACCCUGGCUGCGUCUGGUCCUCACCAUGACCACGAUGGCCCUCAUCCUGGUCAUGUCUGUCUUCAACAUGUUCUUCUUGGAAGACCAAAUGCAGAUGCCAUCCAUGUCUGUGAAUCUCACCAAUGCCAGCCAGUCCCAAGGCCCAGAACACAACGAGGGGGACCACAAGUUCUAUCUGCCUUACUUUAUCUACUGCUGUAUCCUGGGGCUGGUGUCAUGUUCUGUGUUCCUGAGGAUCAACUACGAGUUGAAGAUGGUGGUGAUGCUGGUUGCCGUGGUGAUAUACAAUGUCAUUAUCCUCCAGACGCACGCCCCGCUGCUGGACGGCUACAACACAGCGCUGUACCACAUGGAGACCCUGGAUAGGCCAGGGGUUCUGAAGGAUCUGAAGACAAUGGGCUCGGUGUCGCUCUUCAUCUUCUUCAUCACUCUUCUGGUUUUGGCCCGGCAGAAUGAAUACUACUGUCGGUUGGACUUCCUGUGGAGGGACAAGUUCAAGCGUGAGUGCGAGGAGAUUGAGACGAUGGAGAACCUGAACCGCGUGCUGCUGGAGAACGUUCUGCCCGCCCACGUGGCCGAGCACUUCCUUGCACGCAACUGGAAGAACGAGGACCUGUAUCACCAGUCGUACCAAUCAGUGUGCGUGAUGUUCGCCUCCAUCCCGGACUUCAAGGAGUUCUACACAGAGUCUGACGUCAACAAGGAGGGGCUGGAGUGCCUGCGUCUCCUCAACGAGAUCAUCGCUGACUUUGAUGAGCUGCUAUCCAAGCCAAAGUUUAGUGGCGUGGAGAAGAUCAAGACCAUUGGAAGUACCUACAUGGCUGCCACUGGUCUCAACGCUAUGCCUGGCCCAGAGAACACACAGGAACACGACCGGCAGUACACACACAUCGGCACCAUGGUGGAGUUCGCCUUCGCCCUGGUUGGAAAGCUGGAUCUCAUCAACAGACACUCGUUCAACGACUUCCGCCUCCGAGUCGGGAUCAACCACGGGCCGCUGAUCGCCGGGGUCAUCGGGGCCCAGAAGCCCCAGUACGACAUCUGGGGGAACAGUGUGAACGUGGCCAGCAGGAUGGAGACCACUGGCGUGCUCGGGAAGAUCCAGGUGACGGAGGAGACGAGCCGGGCCCUGGGUGCGCUGGGGUACGUGUGUUCCUGUCGGGGAGUCAUCAGCGUGAAGGGGAAGGGCGAGCUGAAGACCUACUUUGUUCACACCGAGAUGAGCCGCUCGCUGUCGCAAGGGACCGUGAUGCCUUGAAUGCAUCAUACACACACACACACACACACACACACACACACACACACACACACACACACACACACACACACACACACACACACACUCAAAAACAUACACACACACACACACACACACACUCAAAAACAUACAAACCAACACACACUCACUCACUCAAACAUGUACAAACCCCCCCACACACAGUCACUCCCAAACACACACACACAAACUCACACACUCACACGUACACAAACAUAUUUGUUUGCACACUUAAAAGGGUCAUUGCUCACUCACAAACACACAAACGCACAGGUGAUUUUUAGCAUUUGCAACGAUUGUACUUAGAACUCAGCGGUACUGUGGGCAGACAAACUGUUUUAGAUCAUCCACUUUUUGCUGAAAAACAAAAAGCUGAAGCAAAGAGGAACCAUAGGCCAGUUGAUCUGCCUGGAGGACAUCGCUUUGCUUUUGUGUGAGUGUGUGUGUGAGUGUGUGUGUGUGUGUUAGUGUGUGUGUUUGGUGUGGCCCAUCACACCACCUGUAGGGUGGUGUGUGAAAAGGGCGUGGGGUGCCUGCAGAGCUCCAGAGCCCUACUGCUCUAGCGUUGUGCAGUGUGGGUGGCCCUGUGGCCCUUCCAUCUGGUGGAUUUACCUCUAAAUGGGCAACGCAAUAUUCAGUGUUUCGCAUUCAAAGCCAGCAUUAUCCGGUGUGGAGGGUGAAUAUGUAAUUCUAGCCGUGGAGAUUGGAGUUUAGCAGGAGAGACCAACAGCUACUGCAAUGUUAGUACAUUUUCACUGCUGUCGUUUUGUAAUGCAUUAAAUAUUUGUAAAUAAGUUGCUAUUUUCAGUUUGAGUCUUUGUUCAAGUCUUAUGAAAACAAGAGUAACGCAAAAUUUCACCAAUAACUAU